This is a messenger RNA of Chlamydomonas reinhardtii, 1684 nucleotides long. RefSeq lists its product as uncharacterized. NCBI's taxonomy places the organism in Eukaryota, Viridiplantae, Chlorophyta, Chlorophyceae, Chlamydomonadales, Chlamydomonadaceae. The coding region runs from base 89 to 760 and encodes 223 amino acids. The transcript has 6 exons. The record is from RefSeq and is a predicted model, not a curated record.
GCUAAAGGCUCCCGAAUUGCACACUUGUCAUGGCGUACUAUCAGCCGCAGCCAGCCCUGCGCCAGGAACCGAUUCGGGAUGCCUCAAAAUGCGCAGUGCUGUUCAUAGAGACGGCGCCAUCUACAAGCAGGAUGGCAGAACGGCAGAGGGUCCGGGCGUGUCGUACUUCUUCUCCCGGCUGGAAGCCACGUGCGUCCCCGCCUGGACACGCCUGCGGGCGGCCUGCCGGGCCGCGGGCGUGGAGGUCAUGUACACAGUCAUCCAGUCGCUCACGGCCAACGGGCGGGACCGCGGCCUGGAUUACGUCAUCAGCGGCUUCCACGUGCCGCCCGGCAGCUGGGAUGCGCAGAUGAUCGAGCAGCUGACGCCCGGCCCGGACGAAGUGGUGCUGCCCAAGACAAGCAGCUCCGUGUUCAACUCCACAAACAUUGACUACAUUCUGCGCGCCAUGGGAGUACGACAGCUGGUGUUGGCGGGCUGCGUGACGGACCAGUGUGUGGCGCAUGCGGUGAUGGAUGCCUGCGACCUGGGAUACCUGGUGACGCUGGUGCCCGAAGCUACUGCCACCUACAGCCAGCAGCGCCAGGACGCGGCUCUGGCGGCUGUGGGUGGCUACUGCCGGCAGCGCAGUGUGGAGCAGCUGGAGGUCGAGCUGCACGCGCUGACACAGCAGCGGCCGCAGCAGGACCAGGGACAGCAGGGCCAGGCGGGGAGGAAGCGCGCGGCAGCGGGUCCCGCGGGCGGCUCCGGGGACGAAUGAGGGCGGAUUACUACCACUGCACUUCGUGAUGUUUGUUAGGGUUUGCGCAUGCACUACUGGGGCUAAGGCAGAUUCGACUAACUCCGUUGAGUCGCGCUGGUUGAGUAUUCUUGGCGCCGCCCGUUGUAAACGUAAUGCUCUGACUCUGAGUACCUUUCUGCGUGCGGCGUUGGGCGCAAGUCAGCGCGCAAGAGUAGCGGGGAUGUGACCUACGCCGUACCCCCCAUUUUUUGCGUUGAACUCUUUUUUCUUGCCUUGUGCGGUGUCUAGAGGUGCAGUGAGGAGAGGGAUAGCACGCGUUGUUAGGCGCCCGCGUUAAGGUGGCUGGGUUGAUACCCGGGACCCGGGAGGGGAGGGCUCAGCCCAUUUCCUGCCUCCCUAAGGCAGCCACCUCCUUGUUUGCAUUGAACUAAUCGUGUGAAUAGCCCACCGCCGAACUUGGGGAGUAACGGGGCUGCCCUAGAAGCGUCUGAUGUCGAUGGGGUACACUAAGUACUUGCUUUCUCGGUUUCGCAUUGUUGUCUUCAAAAGCAUUGUCGAUAGUACGCAUGAUGACGCUCCUUAGCGCUGUGCCGUGCGCUCCUCCGGUAGUCCUGAUAACGGGCUGGAUAGCUGUGGAGGCUGAGGUACUGAGGCUGGCAGGGGGAGAAACUUGAUACCGAAGUCUUGCUUAGCUGCGAUGUGUCGCCCUGGCGUCGGUAAGUUGGGGAACUCAGCAGAAUAGGCGGCAGUACGGAUAACCAAGCGUUGAAGGGGUUUGUCGGUGAAGGGGCUGCUGCUGCACGUCUCGCAGCUUAGACAGUUCUUCCUGCCCCUGGGCGGUGGAUUGGCACAAGACAGUACAUCAACCGUGGGGAGCAACAGUGUCCUCCAGGGGUGCGACAUGCCCCCAUGGUGUAAAAGGGCCAUCCGUGGCUCUCGCCA